CCGCUUCCCGGCCCUGGUAGCCACAGCAACAGCCGCUAGACGAGGGAGCCUGGAGGGUUGAUGGCCGAGCCGGAGGGCAGUGCGGGGCCCGGCUUCCCAGUUACUUCUUGGACCAAGAUGACUGAUGGGAAUCUUUCCCCUUCAACAAAUGGCUUCAGCUCGAUGAAAGUUCUGGACGAGAGGUCAGGCAAUCAUGUUCAGAAUCUUCAAUGUUUGAAUGUAAAGACCCCUAGAUCCCUUUCAUUGUCUGAUUAUAAACCUAAGUUGAAACUCAGUGAUGUAGAUGAUAGACAUAGCCUUAAAUCAGUGGAUUCAGGUAUUCCAACCCUGGAAAUAGGGGACCCAGAACCUGUCCACUGCAGCGUGUUAAACGUCAAAAGAAAACCAUCUGAGCCAGAAAUUGUCCCUGAUCGAACUUUUCAGAGUGCAGGCACGCUCCCAUCCUAUUUACCUCCUCUUUCUACAAACACUGAACGGGAACAUCGUGUACGGAAGUCUUCAACUUUCCCAAGAACUGGAUAUGACACAGUGAAGCUCUACAGUCCCACCUCUAAAGUUCUGACUCGAAGUGAUGAUAUCUCUGUAUGCAGUGUAUCAAGUCUCAGUACCGAACUAUCCACAACCUUAUCCGUUAGUAAUGAAGAUAUCUUAGACUUGGUGGUCACCAGUAAUUCAAGUGCGAUCGUGACUCUUGAGAAUGAUGAAACUCAUUUUUCAGAUAUUACAUUAAACUCCUCAAAAGAAAUCAGUGAUCAAAACCUCCAUGCCUGUGGUGAAGAAACAGAAGUGGAUAGCAAGUUGAAAAUAUUGGGACCAUUUACUAACUUCUUUACAAGGAAUUUGUUUGCUAGAAAGCAAAAUGCACGACUUGACCCACAUGGUGAUUUGGGAUGGAAGGUAUUUGGGAAAGUACCACUUCGAGAGAAUUCUCAGAAGGAUUCCAAGAAAACACAAAAGGAAUAUGAAGAAGAAGCUGGACGACCUCACAAACCUCUUUCUCCUAAACAGAAUGUGAGGAAAAAUCUUGAUUUUGAACCACUUUCCACCACUGCUCUUAUCCUAGAAGAUAGACCAGCAAACCUCCCUGCAAAACCAGCUGAAGAAGCUCAGAAACAUAGACAGCAAUACGAAGAAAUGGUGGUUCAGGCCAAAAAAAGAGAGAUUAAAGAAGCACAGAGGAGGAAAAAGCAGCAGGAAGAGAGGUGUCGUUUGGAAGAAAGCAUUGGAAAUGCUGUCUUGGUCUGGAACAACGAAAUUUUACCCAACUGGGAAACAAUGUGGUGUUCUCGAAAAGUUCGAGAAUUAUGGUGGCAAGGCAUUCCUCCAAGUGUGAGAGGUAAAGUCUGGAGCUUGGCAAUAGGGAACGAGUUAAAUAUUACCCAUGAACUCUAUGACAUUUGCCUUGCUCGAGCCAAGGAAAAGUGGCGGUCCCUCAGUGCUGGGGCCUCUGAAGCAGAGAAUGAAGAUACAAGUUUUUCUGCAGCUGACAGAGAAGCCUCUCUGGAACUAAUCAAACUGGACAUUUCUAGAACAUUUCCUAAUCUCUGUAUUUUCCAGCAAGGUGGUCCAUAUCAUGACAUGUUGCACAGUAUUUUGGGCGCUUAUACUUGUUACAGACCGGAUGUUGGUUAUGUUCAGGGCAUGUCAUUUAUAGCAGCAGUAUUGAUUCUGAACUUAGACACUGCAGAUGCCUUUAUUGCAUUUUCUAAUCUUUUGAAUAAACCUUGUCAAAUGGCUUUUUUUCGAGUGGACCAUGGCCUUAUGUUGACAUACUUUGCAGCAUUUGAGGUGUUCUUUGAAGAAAAUCUGCCAAAAUUAUUUGCCCAUUUCAAGAAACAUAACCUAACUCCAGACAUCUAUCUAAUUGACUGGAUUUUUACCUUGUACAGUAAAUCUUUGCCACUUGAUCUGGCAUGUCGAAUAUGGGAUGUGUUCUGCCGUGAUGGUGAAGAGUUUCUUUUCCGUACUGCCCUGGGAAUACUCAAACUGUUUGAAGAUAUUUUGACCAAAAUGGAUUUUAUUCACAUAGCCCAGUUCCUUACCAAGUUACCAGAAGAUUUGCCUUCAGAAGAGUUCUUUACAUCUAUUGCUGCAAUUCAGAUGCAAAGUAGAAACAAAAAGUGGGCUCAGGUACUGCUUGCAUUGCAGAAAGACAACCGGGACAUGGAAAGGGGAAGCCCUUCCCUCAGACACUGACACUUCAGAUGUAUCCAGGUGGCAAAUGUCUUGCUUUCAAAUGAAUACAGGCAUCCGAGAAACAUCAAGUUUAUUAUUUUCAGGUUUUGUUUAUAGUACU
Molecule: messenger RNA, 2296 nt
Organism: Vombatus ursinus (common wombat)
Lineage: Eukaryota; Metazoa; Chordata; Mammalia; Diprotodontia; Vombatidae
Gene: TBC1D14
Product: TBC1 domain family member 14
Exons: 14
Coding region: 61-2196 (711 amino acids)
Source: RefSeq, a predicted model, not a curated record